Molecule: messenger RNA, 1758 nt
Organism: Sinocyclocheilus grahami
Lineage: Eukaryota; Metazoa; Chordata; Actinopteri; Cypriniformes; Cyprinidae
Product: semaphorin-3D-like
Exons: 14
Coding region: 232-1758 (508 amino acids)
Biological process (GO): neural crest cell migration; positive regulation of cell migration; semaphorin-plexin signaling pathway
Cellular component (GO): plasma membrane
Molecular function (GO): chemorepellent activity; semaphorin receptor binding
Source: RefSeq, a predicted model, not a curated record
UAACACGCACUGGACGGAUAUGACAGCAGCGAAGCGGCUGCUGCAGGAGGAGUGGCUCUCAGCUCCGCGCGCAUCUUCACUCGACUCAACUCGACACCUCACUGACAUCAACGCCACACACUGGAAUAAACCCAUCAGGAGCGAGGAAAACGACGGGCAAAUAACACUCGCACUACGCAGGUGAUGUGACAGAGAAGACAUCCUGUACGGUCAGACUACAGGAAGCUGGAGAUGAGGAUUGUGGGAUUGUGGAGGACUGGGCGUUACAGUCCCCUGCUGGUCUUUCUGCUCCACUCGCUGCUGCCUCUUAUACGGCCCAGUAAUGCUGGAAAGCAGAAUAUACCACGACUACAGCUCUCUCAUGCAGAACUGAGGUCGAGGAACAGCUCUGCUGUGUUCUGGGACGGUGGAGAGAGGGGAGCAUACCAGGCCCUACUGCUGGAUGAGGACCGCGGAUGGCUGCUGGUCGGAGGCCGAGACCACAUCUACAUGCUAAACUCUGACAGCUUCACCCAACCGGCACGCAACAUUCACUGGCCAGCUGGACAGGAACACAUUGAACGCUGCAAAUAUGCAGGAAAGAAUCUAUCGAUGGACUGUGCCAAUUACGUGAGACUCCUACAGCCCUUCAAUAAAACGCAUGUCUAUGUAUGUGGAACCGGUGCGUUCCACCCACAGUGCACCUACAUUGACCUGGGACACAAUCUUGAGAAACCCACUUUCCGGCUCCUCAGCCAAAUUGGAGAAUCCGGGAGAGGAAAAUGUCCCUUCAGUCCACAGGAGCCCUUUACCGCCCGACUGACAGAUGGGGACCUGUAUGCUGGGACGUCAGUAGACUUCAUGGGAACAAACGCUGCCAUUUUUCGCACAUCUGUGCAUAGCAGCAAUCAACACUAUAUCCGCACUGAAGCUUACCAGGACCAGUGGCUAAAUGAGCCGGAGUUUGUGGGAUCAUAUUCCAUCCCUGAAACACACAGCUUGGACGAUGACAAAGUCUACUUCUUCUUCAAAGAGACCGCUGUAGAGUCCAACCAGCUCGACAAGCGUAUCUACAGUCGAGUGGCUCGUGUCUGCAAGAAUGACAUAGGUGGAAAACGAAGCUUGAUUAAUCGCUGGAGCACCUUCCUGAAGGCCAGGCUGGUGUGCUCUGUACCAGGACCUGGAGGCAUGGACACACACUUUGACGAGCUGGAGGACAUAUUUCUCUUGGAGACCAAAGAUCCACAGAAUCCAGUCAUCUACGGUGUCUUCUCCACUUCCAGCUCUGUCUUCAAAGGUUCAGCCGUUUGCGUCUAUACCAUGGCCUCCAUCCGAGCCGCCUUCAACGGGCCUUUUGCGCAUAAGGAGAGCCCUGAUUAUCGCUGGAUGGAGUACAAGGGGAAGAUCCCUUAUCCACGGCCGGGGACGUGUCCAAGUGAAACCUAUGACCCUUUGCACAAGUCCACCCGAGAUUUCCCAGAUGAUGUUGUGAGCUUCAUGAGGACCCAUCAGCUGAUGUGGGAACCAGUGAUGCCCAUCCAUAGGCGUCCUGUCUUCACUCGGAUCAACACCCCCUACAGGCUGAAGAAGCUUGUGGUUGAUAGGGUUGAUGCCGAGGACGGCCAGUAUGAUAUCUUACAUCUUGGCACAGAUGAUGGCAGAGUAUUAAAGGUGGUCUCUGUACCUAAAGAGAACUGGGAAACUGAAGAAAUCAUUCUAGAAGAGCUUAAUGUCUACAAGUGGCGGCUCAUGGGCUUUAAAAUGGAGGAGGCACACUAA